AUGACUUCACCUAAAUCGCAUUAAGAUUGCAAUAGUGUAAAUGUCUUAUAAACAAUUUCAUAUUUAAUAUGUGUAAUAUGGUGCGUCACAACUCAUUUUUCUGUUUCUCAAUACGUCAGUCUGUUUACCAAAGUAAUGUUCUUAAAAAGAUCUUUAUUUAAAAAAAAAAGCAUUUAAUAUCAGGGGAAAUUACAACGAUGUAACUUCGUCAUUUAAUGGAGCACUACUUCUAUAAUCAGAAAGUAUAACUAUUUUUGGACCCCCGGUAUUGACAAAAAUCCGUUAAGAAAUUAACUCUACUACUAUCCUUCAGAUCCAAAACUACAUUAAGUGCAUGCUGUUGCCAGAAUUGGUGAAUCAAUAAUAAUGGAGUUUUAAUAAGCCUAUGAAAUCAAUAAUGUAAGGUUCGGAUGUUGGAUGUUGAUGGUAGAAUAACAGACUUGCAAGUAUUAGCAAUAGUUGCUGAUAGGAAGACUGAAAAAGUCAUUUAUGAUGGUCUUGCUCCCCAUAAUUUAUUACCAACUUAAAAAUCUUUAAAAAUUUGUAUUUUAAUAAUUAAAAAACAAAUUAUUUUGA
Molecule: messenger RNA, 576 nt
Organism: Paramecium pentaurelia
Lineage: Eukaryota; Ciliophora; Oligohymenophorea; Peniculida; Parameciidae
Source: the annotation of a GenBank genome assembly